UUCUAGAUGAGGGAUUUGCAACUGCUGUCUCAUUGACUGACGCGGAGGAGGAAGAAGAGGACUUCUUCGCCAUGGGGAACUGCUGCUGCCACGAGAAGCAGCCCAGACGCCAUCCGCUGCAGAAGAACAUCGGCCACAAUUCCGGAGUUGAUGGGAAAUUGGCGCACAUCCUGGAAACUAAUCCACGCAGUCAUGUCGACAUCAUCAGGACGAGGCCGACGCCGACGAGGACGAACGUUCCGAGGUGCAACAAGAUCGUCGUCGCCCUUUACAAUUACAUGGCGAGGGACGUGAGCGAUGUGUCCUUCAAGAAGGGCGACAGGAUGGAAGUUCUGGAUGACUCCGAUGGUGACUGGUGGACCGUCACGCAUCUAUUGUCCAAAGAAACAGGACUCAUCCCAGGAAACUUUGUGGCCAAAGAACAGAGCGUGGAAAGCGAAGAUUGGUUUUUUGAGGAAGUUUCACGAAAGGAAGCCGAUAAGCUUCUGCUGGCCGCAGAAAAUCCCCGAGGGACUUUCCUGGUGCGACCUUCGGAGCACAAUCCGCAGGGUUACUCACUUUCCGUGAAGGAUUGGGAAGAGAUGCGCGAAUACCAUGUCAAGCACUACAAGAUAAAACCUCUCGACAAUGGAGGCUUCUACAUCUCCACCAACAAAACAUUCCUGACCCUCACCGAACUGGUUCAAGCCUAUUCGAAAAAUGCGUUUGGAUUAUGUCAUGUACUGUCGAAGCCGUGCCCGAAGCCGCAACCGCAGAUGUGGGAUUUGGGUCCAGGUGUCAGGGAUAAUUGGGAGAUUCCGAGGAUUCAGAUUAAGCUGGUGAAGAAGCUGGGACGCGGUAACUUCGGUGAAGUUUACUAUGGAAAGUGGAAGGACUUGACUGUCGCGGUGAAGACGCUGCGUGAAGGCACAAUGUCCACCGCGGCCUUCCUGCAGGAGGCGGCGAUCAUGAAGAAACUGAGGCACAAGCAGUUGGUUGCUUUGUACGCUGUUUGCAGUAAGGAGGAACCGAUAUACAUUGUGCAGGAGUACAUGUGCAAGGGCAGUUUGUUGGACUUCCUGAGGAAGGACGAAGGACGGACCUUAGGUUUCGAGGAUUUGAUAUACAUCGCCUUCCAGGUGGCUUCCGGUAUGGAAUAUCUGGAAUCGAAGCAGUUGAUCCACAGGGAUCUGGCGGCGAGGAACGUUCUCAUAGGCGAAAACAUGAUGGCAAAGAUCUGUGAUUUCGGAUUGGCGCGCGUCAUCGAGGACAACGAGUAUUGCCCGAAACAGGGAAGCAGAUUCCCGGUGAAAUGGACGGCGCCCGAAGCCAUCGUCUACGGUCGCUUCUCCAUCAAAUCCGAUGUCUGGUCGUACGGCAUCCUGCUGAUGGAACUCUUCACCUUCGGACAGGUUCCGUAUCCUGGAAUGCACGGCAGAGAGGUCAUCGAACAAGUGGAGAAGGGCUACAGGAUGCCGAAACCGACGUCGCAUCAGCUUCCGGACGACAUCUACAAGACAAUGAUAAGCUGCUGGGACGGCAAACCGGAGAAUCGGCCGACCUUCGAAUUCCUCACGCACUACUUCGAAGGUUUCAACGUCACGUCCGAGAUUCCCUACAGGGAGGUACCUGAUUAACUAACCGACGCAAGUCUCGAAAGACCCUUGGUACUUACUUUCUCUCAAAACAAAAACAUAACAAAAUAUUGAAAAAAAAAUAAAUAAAAAUAAACACGCCUGUGCAUUACUACCUUAACUUAUUUUAAUAUACUUAGUGACGUUUGUUUUCUUCUUUAAAACGAAAGAGAAAUAACUUAGUACAAGCCAGUGUGUGUGUGUGAAUAGAAUUUUUCUACAUGGAAGAAGCAUAUUUUUACGCCGUGGACCAAAAAAAAAAAAGAA
Nicrophorus vespilloides is the source of this 1880-nucleotide messenger RNA. RefSeq names its product tyrosine-protein kinase Src64B (gene Src64B). Gene Ontology annotation, cellular component: extrinsic component of cytoplasmic side of plasma membrane. The record is from RefSeq and is a predicted model, not a curated record. The coding region runs from base 72 to 1616 and encodes 514 amino acids. NCBI's taxonomy places the organism in Eukaryota, Metazoa, Arthropoda, Insecta, Coleoptera, Silphidae. Gene Ontology annotation, molecular function: signaling receptor binding; ATP binding; non-membrane spanning protein tyrosine kinase activity. The transcript has 4 exons. Gene Ontology annotation, biological process: innate immune response; cell surface receptor protein tyrosine kinase signaling pathway; protein phosphorylation.